UUUUUUUUGUCUCAAAAUGUCAUGAGUUUGUUUUGAAAUCGCACAAUGGACGAAAUAAAAUCAAAGUUUCGUGAUUUAAUUCAAAAGCAGCAAAAUCGAAAUAUCAAAAUACCAGCAAUGGGAUUUUCCGAAUAUUUCAUACAAAACUUAUCCAGUCCAAUCGAAACACCCACAACAACAACGAAAAUUUCCAAAUUGCCAACAGAUCGACGGCUUCCCGACCAAGAAAUUUUGGAUGCAACCGAAGAGAUUUAUUUUCAAGAAAAUGUCAAUUGCGGUGAAUACGAACUUAAGAAAUUUAACAGCACAACAUUAGAUUACGGUACCGUUGAGCAAGCAAUGAUAGUGUUAAAGCAACAGCACAAAGUGGUCUCCAAAAAAGUUUUACAAAACAUUUUGGAACAGCGAACGGCUUGCAAUGACGAAUUUUCCCAGAUCAAUGAGACUGAAAAAAUUCUAAACGAUUCGCUGGUGGUGUGUCGAAGUGCUCGAUCCUACUUGAAUUUCGCUAAAAAGAAUCUCACCACAACCAGUCUCGAAAUACUGGCGACUUACAAGAAGCGAGAAACACUGCAGGGAUUGCUGGAAACGUUGCAUACGAUCAAAAAGGUCAGAUCAUACGAGUCACAGCUGCAGCAAUUGCUGAAUGACGGCAACUAUUCGGGUGCGAUUUCAAUUCUGUUGGAGUGCAAGAAUUUGGCAGAGAAUUACAGUCAAUACCAUUGCGUCGAGGCGUUGUCGUUGAAGUUACAGGAUACGAUAAUGUUGACCGAGUUGCAGCUGGAUAAUGUACUUAAUGAGAUGACCCAAACGUUUGACACGAAAAAAUAUUCGAAACUUCAAGAAGCCUAUAAAAUGCUUGGGAAGACCAUGAUUGCAAUGGAUCAGCUCCACAUGAACUUUAUAUCGGCAAUUCAUACCAGCGCGUUCACUGUCCUGCGCCAGAACACCGAAACCAACUCCGACGAAAAGCAGAAGAUGCUGUUCGAACAAAUGUGUGAGAACGUACCAGCCGAAAAGUACAUAACAUGUCUGAUAGAAUUGUGCAAAUUCUUCUGGUCCAUACUCGUCUGUUACUAUCAAGUGACAAUGUGGCAUCAGAAUAUCCAGCUGUUUGGAAAGACCGACGAACCGAACGAUGAGUAUAUUCAGCAGAAGUUCAAAAACGGCCAAUCUCGCAUCUGGAAUGAUAUUCAGUCGAAGAUUUGCGUGUAUUUGUCUAGCAGCAAGUUGCACACAUUGAAGUACGAACAAUUCAUUCAAGUGUUGUCCGUCGUGCAACGAUUGAAAAAGGUCGGUAUUGAGUUUUGCGGCGAAAAUUCGUUGAAUUUGCUGGACAGCAUGAAAGUGCAAAGUGUGGCAUUCUUUCGACGCUAUCAUGCAGCUAGCUUGGAAGAAAUUUGUUUAUUUCUGGACAAUGAGGCUUGGAUGCCGAUAAAUUCCUUUAGCUCCGUUCUUCAAUUGCAAGAAUUUCGAUCCGUGAAAAAAUCAUUGCAACGAUACUUAAACGCUGCCGAGACAGGAGAAAAGGUGACACCGACAUUGAGCACCAAUGUAAAUAAAAAGCCGACGGAAAAUGGGGAUCUGGACAACGAAUCGUCCACACAUUCGCAAGACGGAAGUUCAGUGUAUGGGUCCUGUGGAUAUUUCUAUCGUUUUUCGGAAAAAAGUUCGCCAUUCGACGGAGGUUUCGAUGAGGCAAUGCUGGAAGAAGACAUUUUGGCCGGUAUUGCUGACGAAUCGUCUUGCUAUUUUUCGGAGGAAAGUGAAGAGGAACAGCUUGAUAGUAUGUCCAAUCGCAUCAGCAUCAAAGAAAGUUGCAAUUCAACGAACACGUCAGUCAUUGUGAACAAUUCAUCGUUGAACGUUUUGCGUUGCAUCGGACGUUACCUGCAAAUGUGUCGCUUAUUGCAUUCAAUAUCCGGCCAAAUUAUUGCUUCGAUGACCGAGCUGAUAGAUUUUUAUACCUUUGUGGUUCAUGACGUUUUCGGCAACGACUUGCCUGUUCCAAAAGAAAACUUGUACACGGAGCGAUUGUUGAAUAACCUAUCCAGGAUAUCGCAAGAUGUUGUACCCAAAGUUAAGACAUGGCCACCGCCAUUCUCCAUGAUCCAAAUGGAGCUGUGUAACACCGAAUCAUCGUACGGUCUUGUUCAACGCAUCGUUGGUGUCGAAAGCUCUAUAUCACUCGUUCAGCAGUUCAAUCAAUUGCGCAAUUAUAUGGAACAUUUGCUGCCGCCGAACGAUCGUCUUGCACUGCUUGAUUUCCUGGACACAACGACCGAAUACAUAAACGAUUUGCGAAAGCCCAUUUUCAUGUGUGUAACAGCACGAGCAAUCGAUUUGCAAAAUGUUUUGACGUCGAUGGCUAAAGUGAAAUGGGACGUUAAUCAUGUCAACGUUGAGCACAGUUCGUAUGUGGAUAACUUGAAUCGCGGCGUACAAUCAUUCCAAAUGCGAUUAUCCGAAAUCAAUGGAGUCGUUCAAGUGCCUGCAACAGCGGUAUGGGAUAGUUUGGCUCACGUAUUAACACAUACCUUAGUCGAAGGCUAUGCCAACGCAAAAAAGUGUUCAGCUGGUGGCCGGGCAUUGAUGCAAUUAGAUUUUGCCUAUUUCAUGUCCAUUUUGGAAUUGAUGUCGAACUGCAAAUUUCCGCACCAUCGCACCUAUGUCGAUGCGUACAUCAAAGCAUUCUACAUGCCAAAGGAUUUGAUGGAAGAAUGGAUUGUGGAGCAGAAACAGCGUCGCGAAUAUUCGAAUAAACAAUUGAUCAGUUUGAUCAGUGGUACGUGUGUCAACGAUAAGAAAACGCGGCAGAAAUUGUUGGCUAUUGUAGAGAACACUGUGAUUUGUGGCAGUCCAUCGUAAAAUGAACCGAAUGGAUGUUAAGCCGGAACUUUUGUUGAGCUGUUGAUUGGUAGGUUAUUGUGGUAUACAAACAUUCCUCUUUAAAUUCUGUGUCCACAAAUUCGAUUCGUUUUGAUGGCAGACAUUCCUCCACAAAUGCGAAUCUUUUUCCAAUUUUCGUGAUUAGUCUGAGUCUAAUUUUAGUAUUAUUUUUCGGAAAAAAAAAACUUAUUUGGUUUACCCUCUCACCAUGACAAGAUUUUUUUUAUGUUUUCUCUUUAUAACCUUGAAUCUCUUACUAUUCAUGUCAUUAAUGUGCAAAA
Molecule: messenger RNA, 3170 nt
Organism: Bradysia coprophila
Lineage: Eukaryota; Metazoa; Arthropoda; Insecta; Diptera; Sciaridae
Gene: Vps50
Product: vacuolar protein sorting 50
Biological process (GO): retrograde transport, endosome to Golgi; endocytic recycling
Cellular component (GO): EARP complex
Molecular function (GO): SNARE binding
Source: RefSeq, a predicted model, not a curated record